CGCAGGCGCAGGGCUGACCACUUCCCCAGCAGUGAGGGCUGCUGGGCCGGAUGACGUGGCCUGGCAGCGUCCGCUCCUGUGAGGCCUCCCGGGAACCCCGCGCCGCCGGAACUCCCCGCGGCGUAUCCCCGACGCGCGUGUGUCUGCGAGCAGGUGUUAGGGACAGCGACGGCAGCGGCCCAGACCUGUGGAGCCUCGACGGGGCCACUGCCAUGGGGGAGUGACGCUCCUGCGCCGGCUGUUCGCGGCAGCGGCGAGACAUGAAGAAACCGCGCGGUGGGGAUAGUGGCGGCGGAUCCUGAGAUUGGGAAUGGAGGAAAAAUACUGCAGGGACGUGCUAGCCGGCCCCGGCGGCGGUGGCGGUGGUCUCGGGCCGGUGGACGUGCCCAGCGCUCGAUUAAUGAAAUAUAUCGUGUUACUGUGUUUCACUAAAUUUUUGAAGGCUGUGGGACUUUUUGAAUCAUAUGAUCUUCUAAAAGCAGUUCACAUUGUUCAGUUCAUUUUUAUAUUAAAACUUGGGGCUGCAUUUUUUAUGGUUUUGUUUCAAAAGCCAUUUUCUUCUGGGAAAACUAUUACCAAACAUCAGUGGAUCAAAAUAUUUAAACAUGCAGUUGCUGGGUGCAUCAUUUCACUCUUGUGGUUUUUUGGCCUGACUCUUUGUGGACCACUAAGGACUUUGCUGUUAUUUGAACACAGUGAUAUUGUUGUCAUCUCACUACUCAGUGUUUUGUUCACUAGUUCUGGAGGAGGACCAGCAAAGACAAGGGGGGCUGCUUUUUUCAUUAUUGCUGUGAUCUGUUUAUUGCUUUUUGACAAUGAUGAUCUCAUGGCUAAAAUGGCUGAGCACCCUGAAGGACAUCAUGACAGUGCUCUAACUCACAUGCUCUACACCGCCAUUGCCUUCCUAGGUGUGGCAGAUCACAAGGGUGGAGUAUUGCUGCUAGUACUGGCUCUGUGUUGUAAAGUUGGUUUUCAUACAGCUUCCAGAAAGCUCUCUAUAGAUGUAGGUGGAGCCAAACGUCUUCAAGCUUUAUCCCAUCUUGUUUCUGUGCUUCUCUUGUGCCCGUGGGUUGUUGUUCUUUCUGUGACAACUGAGAGUAAAGUCGAAUCUUGGUUUUCUCUCAUUAUGCCUUUCACAACGGUUAUCUUUUUUGUCAUGAUCCUGGAUUUCUAUGUGGAUUCCAUUUGUUCAGUGAAAAUGGAAGUUUCCAAAUGUGCCCGCUAUGGAUCCUUUCCUAUCUUUAUCAGUGCUCUCCUUUUUGGAAAUUUUUGGACACAUCCAAUAACAGACCAGCUCCGAGCUAUGAACAAAGCAGCACACCAGGAGAGCACUGAACAUGUCCUAUCUGGAGGAGUGGUAGUGAGUGCUAUAUUCUUCAUUUUGUCUGCCAACAUCUUAUCGUCUCCCUCUAAGAGAGGACAGAAAGGUACCCUUAUUGGAUAUUCUCCUGAAGGAACACCUCUUUAUAACUUCAUGGGUGAUGCUUUUCAGCAUAGCUCUCAGUCAAUCCCUAGGUUUAUUAAGGAAUCACUAAAACAAAUUCUUGAGGAGAGUGACUCUAGGCAGAUCUUUUACUUCUUGUGUUUGAAUCUGCUGUUUACCUUUGUGGAAUUAUUCUAUGGCGUGUUGACCAAUAGUCUGGGUCUGAUCUCAGAUGGAUUUCAUAUGCUCUUUGACUGCUCUGCUUUGGUCAUGGGACUUUUUGCUGCGCUGAUGAGUAGAUGGAAAGCCACUCGGAUUUUUUCCUACGGGUAUGGCCGAAUAGAAAUUCUCUCUGGAUUUAUUAAUGGACUUUUUCUAAUGGUAAUAGCUUUUUUUGUGUUUGUGGAGUCGGUGGCUAGAUUGAUUGAUCCUCCAGAAUUAGACACACACAUGUUAACACCAGUCUCAGUUGGAGGGCUGAUAGUAAACCUUAUUGGUAUCUGUGCCUUUAGCCAUGACCAUAACCAUACUCAUGGAGUUUCUCAAGGAGGUUGUCACUCAUCUGAUCACAGCCAUUCCCACCAUGUCCACAGCCACAAUGAUCAUGGGCACGGUCACAGCCACGGAUCUGCAGGUGGAGGCAUGAAUGCUAACAUGAGGGGUGUAUUUCUGCAUGUUUUGGCAGACACGCUUGGCAGUAUUGGUGUAAUCGUAUCCACCAUUCUUAUAGAACAGUUUGGAUGGUUCAUUGCUGAUCCUCUCUGUUCUCUUUUUAUUGCUAUAUUAAUAUUUCUCAGUGUUAUCCCAUUGAUUAAAGAUGCCUGUCAGGUACUGCUUCUGAGACUGCCACCAGAAUAUGAAAAGGAACUACAUAUUGCUUUAGAAAAGAUACAGAAAAUUGAAGGCUUAAUAUCAUAUCGAGACCCUCAUUUUUGGCGUCAUUCUGCCAGUGUUGUGGCAGGAACAAUUCAUAUACAAGUAACAUCUGAUGUGCUGGAACAGAGAGUAGUACAGCAGGUUACAGGAAUACUUAAAGAUGCUGGAGUAAACAAUCUAACAGUUCAAGUGGAAAAAGAGGCAUACUUUCAACAUAUGUCUGGUCUCAGUACCGGAUUUCAUGAUGUUCUGGCUAUGACAAAACAAAUGGAGUCCAUGAAAUAUUACAAAGAUGGUACUUACAUCAUGUGAGACAACUCAAGAAUUACUCCUGUGUAUGAAUAAUGAAGAUUACAUGAAGGAAGAAAAUUGCACAUAAUUGCACAGGAACAUUUUAUCAUAUUUGAAAAAGGUUUUAAAGCUCUCUACUGUUGGAUCAUGGAAUCUUUCUGAAAGAUUUAAAUACAGAAUGAAGCAUUAAUUGUACAAGUAAAAAAAUUAUUGGAAUUAUGUGUAUAAACAGGAUCUUCAAAUUUAAGUGAACAUAAUAUAUCAUAUCAUCUUGGAAAGUGGACAAAUGAUGGAUUCUAGUGAAGACCAAAAUACUUCUGUGUAUUUACUUUCUGUCAGAAAGCAUCUCCAUUGUAAAUAUAUAUUUACAUGUUUAUUACAAAGACCCAAAUGAAAAAUUGAAUUUUUAAUCAAUUUUUUGCAUAGCCUAAGGAUAAAAUAGUAACAGAAGUUCUAUAUUUAUGGAUUUUCUGUAUAUGAAACUGGUUUCUAAUUAUAACUUAAAUCCAUUAAGUAAAAUCUGUAUUGCCACUUUAAAUGUAUACUAAAUUAUUUGGAAGAAACUUCAACUUAUGAUGUGAGAUAAACAGUAAGAUUAGGGAAGUAUAACUUUACAGUUUUUGAUGUAUUACAAACCAACCACUCUGUAAAAUAAAUUUUUUACUUUUGGUAAUA
This is a messenger RNA of Choloepus didactylus (southern two-toed sloth), 3265 nucleotides long. It is a transcript of the gene SLC30A5, whose product is annotated as solute carrier family 30 member 5. NCBI's taxonomy places the organism in Eukaryota, Metazoa, Chordata, Mammalia, Pilosa, Megalonychidae. The transcript is spliced from 16 exons. The record is from RefSeq and is a predicted model, not a curated record. Gene Ontology annotation, cellular component: Golgi apparatus; membrane. Gene Ontology annotation, molecular function: zinc ion transmembrane transporter activity. Gene Ontology annotation, biological process: zinc ion transport; transmembrane transport; intracellular zinc ion homeostasis. The coding region runs from base 311 to 2611 and encodes 766 amino acids.